UGUCAUGGCGAAGAAACACCAAUUCUGAUUCUGGUUCUGUUUAAUUAAUAGAAAUGUUACCCUUAUAUGUAUUUAUUUAAAAUGAACAGAUUGAAUUUAGAUUUAACUAAUUUUCUGCAGGUCAUGCACAGGUGUAGAAAAUGGUCAACAACAUCCUCAAAUACAUGAUAAACAAAUGAUUAGGGAACUAUAAAUACAAUUAUGUAGCCCAACAUAAUCCUUGUGUAUAUGACUAUGAUAUAAACAUUAACUUCAAAAUAGGCCUGGUUUACUUUCGAUUAAAUUACUUAUUUGGUUUCUUUGAUUGGUUUAUGAAAGUGUUUCCAUUUCUGGAGUAGGCUCCACAAAUCCAGAGACCACAUUUAGGCCGACCAUGGAUGGAGACAUCUGUAAAACAUGUCUAAACAUGACGAGGUCCUGCUAUUGUGUUUGGUUUCCAGAACGGAACUUGCUUCUCGGGGAGACAAAAGUAACAUUCUGCUACAGAUUAUUAUUUCCGUCUUCAGUCUGUUCACUAAACAGGAUACAGGAGUUUGAACGUUCAAUUUGAAUUCCCACCACUCUGUGUUUUUGCAUUGAGUAGACAGCCUCAUGGAAUUUUAAUGUAUCUGCCAAUGGAGCAUAUUGAUAUGAAUUGUAAUCUAUAGUUGAUCAUUUGUAGCAAUAAUGUUCUUAAAUCUUUUACUACUGCUCCACAUCUGUGGGUCAAUGGGAACCACAGACAACAUUGCUGCAAGUCUAUGUUCAUCUGAAGCCUGUUUUACCUUACACAUGGAAAAAGUGAUCUUUGAGGAUGCUCGACAGAAAUGUGAAGACAAUGGAGGUUACUUAUUUACAACUAAGAACAACACCGAGAAAGCACAGUUCCAAUCAAUUCUUUCUCAUCUUGAUAGAAAAAAUCGACGAUGGGACCUAACAUUUUGGAUCGGAUUAAAAUUAAGCAAAGGGGAGUGCGUUACAGAUAGAUCAAGUCUGAAGGGCUUUAAGUGGAUAUCCGGCAUGAACUUUGACCAGUAUUCAAACUGGGACAGGGAGCCCCUCCGUACAUGUACAGAAGACAGGUGUGUCACAAUAAAUUAUGAUGUAUCAAGCAACAGCGAGUUGAAAUGGACAGAUGGAUCAUGCAAGGAUACAGCUUUUUAUGCAUGCAAGUUCUACUUCAAAGAGAUGUGCAAACCUCUGUCAUUGGCAAGACAAGGAAAAAUAUACUACACUCCACCUUUUUCCAAAACCCCUUUAAAUGAAGGUAAUAGUCUGAAUUAUUUGCCAAAAGGGACAUUUGCUAAGGUAAUGUGCGGUGAUGACAGUAGUUCACAGAUUUUCACCAUUUGUAAAGCAAUGAACACCUGGACUGUAACUGGUCCAUUUUGUGCAUCAGACAACCAAAGUUGCGACUUUAAAAAUGGUGGAUGUGACCAUUUGUGCUUGGGUGUAAAAGCUGGUGGCGUACGCUGCGAAUGCAAGGAUGGCUUUGAACUGGGAAAUGACCAAGUAUCUUGUGAAGCAAAAGACUAUUGCCACGGUUCCCCAUGCCAAUAUCAAUGCAAAACAAGUGGCGCAGGCUUUUCAUGUGUAUGCCCAAAGGGUCUCCAACUGGACAAAGACUUAAUUGGAUGUGUUGAUAUUAAUGAAUGCCAGAUGCAGGCCUGUGAGGAUCAUGAUUGUGUCAACACGCAAGGUAGCUACAUGUGCGAGUGUAGGGUGGGCUACAAAAUGGUUGGUGGCAAAUGUCACGACUUAGACGAGUGUACUGAAUCUAGAUGUUCUCAGAUAUGUUUGAACUCCCAAGGGUCAUUCUCCUGCCAUUGUAAUGCUGGUUUUACUGCAUCAGAAGAUGGACAUGCCUGUAUAGACGUUGAUGAAUGCCUUAAUAAUGUACGAUGUGAGUACAAAUGCAAAAAUACUAUAGGCGGUUUCACGUGCUUGUGUCCUAAUAACUUUAGAUUACAUCAGAAUGGACUUACAUGCAUUGAAGAUUUAACAAUUGAUUCCACUGCUGAACCAACAGGGAGUCGUUCAAUCUCAGUGACUCAUGGCAAGACAAUAGAAUCUCAAACCAUGUCUGAUGAAUUAAAAACCAAACAUGCGUACACAGACGCACCCCCAUCAGACAAUGUGAGCAUGCAUGAGCAGCCUCUUGGCAAAGUUACUUUGGAAACAAAUGCUCCGAACAGCAAAACAUUUAAUUCCAGGCUGUUGGUAUGGUACGCUAUUGGUUCAGUUGUUCCACUAGUUCUUUUAAUUGCAGUAACCAUUGGUAUAGUUAUAUUUCGAUGGGAUCGUUCUAAAAGAAACAUAAAGAAGAAAAACUUAACUGCUGAUAGCUAUUGUUGGGUUUCCUCUGGUUUAGAAACUCAGUUAGAAAGACUGAAUGGAUCAGUGUUGACAGACAGAUGACCUCUAAUGAUAUGACAUUUGUGAAAGCUGUUCCUUCUAGCUCUAUUUAUAGCAUCUUUUUAAAUACAAUUUUCUUUACAAAAAUACAUUUUUCAGAUAUUUCCUUGAUUGUCUGUGUACAUCUUCUUUUUUUAUGUGUGUCUGUAGGUAUUUAGUAAGAUAGAUAAAAAAAGAGUGUUGUAAAUUUGAACAAUUCCAAUUAGGCUCACAUAAACACACGAAUGUGUGUGUAAAAAGGUGAAGUUUAUAAACAUCCAAAUGUCACACGUUAUGACAUAAGUCUUUAUGUAGCAAAAUAAAAAGAUUUCAUUUGACAGCAGAGGGCGGAGCCUAAACAUAUGACUUAACUGCACUAUCUAUCUAUAAUUCCAGAAAUCUGUGUUUGUCACCAACAUCUUACUCAUCGAUGGCAUCACAGGCACUGUGCCCUAUCUAUAAUUCGAAUAAUCUGUGUGUGUGUGUUCUACUGACAUAUUAUUCACUGACUGCAUCACAAGCACUGUGCACUAGUUUGAAACAGUUAUGUCAAAAUGUUUUUUCAGUGUUCGAUACAUGCUCUGCGUAGGGACAUCUGCUGGUCAAUUCAUGGUAUGGCGACUAUGUCGAGUGAUUGAAGGAACGGAGUGAAGUAAAGUCAUUAGUCUAACAAUUGUCAUUGACAAUUUGAUAAAUAAAUGUUAUGUGACAAAUUUUUUGAUGUGUACGUUUCUAAAAUAUGUUAUCAUAACUUUUGGUUUGGUUUAAACAACAUUACCUCUUUGCUUUAGAAAAGGUGUUGCCUGUGUGGCAUGACAUUCUAUUAUACUAUAUGUCUAUAUUGUACUGUGUUGAAAUGAUAAAUAAAGCCAGCUUGAACUGGUGUGCUGCUUGAACUUUGUGUUACACUGUAUGUCUGUACUAUGCAACUCAUGAUGAAAUGACAAAUAAAGCGAACCUGAAUGUGUAGCAGCUGUCGAGUUGUGUAAUUUUGUGUGGUUUGGGUGUUGAAGUGAGUCACUGUGUGUUGCAAGCUGAAAAUGACGGUGGUACAGGGUGUAAAUAAAGCUUCUCUCCUCUGGACUGGAACAGACUGCACAAAGGUUCAGCAUAUGGUAUACACCACCCACCUGUGUUUCCCUACCUACAAUAACAACAUCAGUCACCAAACAAUUGUAACAAUCUGUCAAAGAAGUUAGUCAGAUAGCUAUUUGCCAACCAAGCACGUACCUGCCAACCCAA
Messenger RNA from Hypomesus transpacificus, 3615 nucleotides. RefSeq names its product complement component C1q receptor. Gene Ontology annotation, molecular function: calcium ion binding. The transcript has a single exon. Bases 667 to 2397 code for a protein of 576 amino acids. NCBI's taxonomy places the organism in Eukaryota, Metazoa, Chordata, Actinopteri, Osmeriformes, Osmeridae. The record is from RefSeq and is a predicted model, not a curated record.